AAUAUCUACUUUCGAUCACGUGUCUAAGGACCAGUUAGUGGGAUAGCACGUCAUCUCGCCUUUCCAAAUUUCUCCUCUACUGUUCGAAUCCAAGGCAUCUAAUUUGGUCUUGCGGAGGACUGAAGGGAAUAAUGUUCAACUCUGUCAAUAUAGGCAACUUCUGCUCCCAGUCUCGUAAAGAAAGGACUUCCGAGUUCGGUGAGCGGGCGAGCUGCGCCUCAAAUCUGUACCUCCCCAGCACCUAUUAUGUCCCUGAAUUUUCUACAGUCUCUUCGUUUUUACCACAGGCCCAGUCACGGCAAAUAACGUAUUCCUAUUCCACUAACUUCACGCAAGUACCGCAAGUGAGGGAUUUGCCAUUCGAGUUGAAUCCGUCGGGAAAGUGGCACCACAGGGGGAACUAUUCAUCUUGUUAUGCGGAGGAGGACUUAGCGCACAGAGAUUGCCUUCCGCCGUCAGCCACCAUGACGGAAAUGUUGAUGAAAAACGAAAAUGUCUACAAUCACCACCACUACCACCCGGCUAUUAACCAUCCCGGCACUGGCUUUUACUCGAGCAUCGGAAAGACCAACGUUCUUCCGCAGAGUUUUGAUCGUUUUUUAGACUGUGCCCAUAGCGGAGCAGAUGGUGGAUCUGAAGGUAACUGUUUGCAGAAAGGCAGCUCUGGAAAGCCGGAGUCGGCGUCUCAAGUGUCUUCAGUUCUCCGCAGUACUGCAGAUGUGGAGAAAGAGCUUGAGUGUGAGAAAAACACUACCACGGGUUCUUUUGAAGCCUCGUCGGGAACAAAAAACGACAACCAAACCAAAUCCGGUCACUCCGCUACUCCGCGAAUGAGGAAGAAGCGAUGUCCAUACACCAAGUUUCAGAUCCGAGAACUUGAGCGAGAGUUCUUCUUUAAUGUUUACAUCAACAAGGAGAAACGGCUUCAGCUCUCCAGAAUAUUAAAUCUUACUGACCGACAGGUCAAAAUUUGGUUUCAGAACAGACGGAUGAAGGAAAAGAAGUUAAGCCGAGAUCGCCUACAUUAUUUCUCUGGAAACCCGCUGAUGUGAAUCGUGAACAUUUCUUCGAGGGACAAAAAAUGAAUAUAUUCUUCAACGAGCCAAAAGAGCCCACGUUACACCUUUUAUCUGUACUGGCUACCGGGUGUGGCUUACCUUCUGGACGGCCGCGUGUUCCGCUCCAGCCCGCGGUCGGUGAGCGAGCGGCGACUCAUGGUUCCUCCAAUUUUAGGACGAUUUUCUAGCUGGUGGAAAGAAAUCCCUUUACGGAAAGCCGACGCAGUGACAUUCUUCACCUUUUACCUGAAAAAUCUCCUACGAGAGCAUUUAAAAGCAGACAAUAUUUUCUUUGUGCAUCUUACACCCCUACCCAUCCACCCACACAUUUGUUCUAUAGCUUGAUUUGUUCUGGACGUUGUUAAAAGUUUGUAUUGCUGACAAAUCCUGCGGUAUUACCAUCUUUAAAUGAAUCGCUUGCUGUAUUACUCGAUUGUCGCUUUGGAGAAAAGCUUUCGCCAAAAAAACAAACAAAAAACAAACGUAAAUACCUACACGUAAAUAACUGGAUAUGGAAUGUUUCAUACUAAAAUAUGUGGUUUAAAAACAUUAAAAAAACACAGCCUGUCUAUCUGAGACUAGAUAUAGGUUGUAUCUUUUUGUGUUGUCCAAAAACAAAAGGUUUCAUUUUCAACACACACACACACACACACACACACACACACACACACACACACACACACACACACACACACACACACACACACACACUGUAAAAAAAUCCAACUUACAAAUUGUUAACUCAGUUUAAAAUUGUAAGUUAGGAGGACUUAUUUUUGAGUUAUGAGUUGAAUUCACUCAUAAAAAUGAUUCAACUGCAUGUUUGGAGCUGUUUGUUCAAUGAAAGUUAAAAAUUCAGUCGAGGAGACUUUAAAUUUUAAUUUUUGAUCAUUUGAGUGUUUACCACUGUUAAAAAUAAAAAGUUGAGUUAACUUAAAAUUUUAAAGCAACCGGCUGCAAAGAAAUUUGGAGUUUAUUAAGCUUCAGUGUUUGAAGUUGUGCCAAAUUAUUCCGUAAAUUAUACUUGACUUAAACCAGCCUUUUCAGUCACCUUAAAAAAAAAAAAUGGCACAACUUCAACCACUGAAGCUUAAUAAACUCCAAAUUUCUUUGCAGCCGGUUGCUUUAAAAUUUUAAGUUAACUCAACUUUUUUUUUUUUUUAUAGUGCACACACACACACACACACACACACGCACACGCACACGCACACGCACACACACACACACACUAAUAAGGCAAAACACCUGUGUAAAUAAAGAAAUAAAAUGUAUUAUUAGUAUUGGUAAAACAAA
Messenger RNA from Danio aesculapii, 2351 nucleotides. RefSeq names its product homeobox C11b (gene hoxc11b). NCBI's taxonomy places the organism in Eukaryota, Metazoa, Chordata, Actinopteri, Cypriniformes, Danionidae. The coding region runs from base 132 to 1052 and encodes 306 amino acids. The record is from RefSeq and is a predicted model, not a curated record. Gene Ontology annotation, biological process: regulation of transcription by RNA polymerase II; anatomical structure development. Gene Ontology annotation, cellular component: nucleus. Gene Ontology annotation, molecular function: DNA-binding transcription factor activity, RNA polymerase II-specific; RNA polymerase II cis-regulatory region sequence-specific DNA binding. The transcript is spliced from 3 exons.